Cladophialophora immunda is the source of this 2418-nucleotide messenger RNA. RefSeq lists its product as uncharacterized. Gene Ontology annotation, molecular function: lipid binding. Lineage: Eukaryota; Fungi; Ascomycota; Eurotiomycetes; Chaetothyriales; Herpotrichiellaceae. Gene Ontology annotation, biological process: phospholipid transport; mitochondrion organization. Bases 107 to 1441 code for a protein of 444 amino acids. The record is from RefSeq and is a predicted model, not a curated record. The transcript has a single exon. Gene Ontology annotation, cellular component: ERMES complex; endoplasmic reticulum.
CAUUGCCCAACCGCCGCCCCAAUGCGCAUGGUCCAAGUCUCGGAGCAGGACCGUUCCCAGUGAUGGACCGCAAAGGCCGCUGGUCUCGCUCGUCCUCCUCGUCACCAUGUCCUUGACCUUCACGCAAGGGUUCCUGCUGGGCCAGCUGUCCGUGGUCGUCUUUCUGGGGUGCUUCAUCAAGUUCUUCAUCUUCGGCGAGGCGCCCUCGCCGGCGCGCUCGCGGACCUCGUCCUACUCCUCCUCUCGUCGACAGGCCCCGAAACACGUCCGGACCACGUCCCUCCACGGCCUCGCGUCCUCCCGGACCCCCGCGCCGUCGCAGUCGUUGCGGACCAAGGCCAGCGCCACCAACAUCCUGCGCCCCGUGCCGACAAACGCGACCGACAUCGCCUCCAUCCUGCGCAAGACGUACUACCAGAUCCCCAGCCGCGGUCUCGGCCACGGCGGGGCCCACGGGCAUGGCAAGCACCAUCAUCACUCCACGCACCAGCCGGAGAGUCUGGACUGGUUCAACGUCCUGCUUGCGCAGACAAUAGCACAGUACCGCCAGACAGUCUACAAUUUGCGAGACGGCUCAGGGAGCUCCUCGGCCAUCCUUGCGAGUCUUGAAGCGACCAUCAAUGACCCUGAAAAGAGGCCGUCGUAUAUAGACAAGAUCAAGAUCACCGAAGUUUCCAUGGGCGAAGAGUUUCCCAUUUUCAGCAAUGUUCGAGUCAUCGCCGUCGAUGACGAUCUGUCAAGUGCCACUGGUGGAAGGCUACAAGCUUUGAUGGAUGUCGACCUAUCAGACGACAACCUGACUCUAGCUAUCGAGACCGCACUCAUCCUCAACUACCCCAAACCCUUUUCUGCCGUGCUGCCAGUCGCCCUUGCGGUUUCGGUCGUAAGAUUCUCUGGCACUCUCUCCAUAAGUUUUGUCCCUGUCACAGAGGACGACCCAUCCAGCGAAAACAAGAAUGCCUCCUCGGGUAAGCCCAAGACCAAUCUCGCAUUUUCCUUCCUCCCCGAUUAUCGACUCGACAUUUCUGUUCGAAGCUUGAUUGGAUCCCGCACUCGCCUGCAGGACGUACCAAAGAUUGCUCAACUAGUGGAAGCUAGAGCACAAGCGUGGUUUGAGGAGAGGGUCGUCGAGCCAAGAGUUCAAGUGGUUCCUCUGCCCGGCCUGUGGCCACGGAUGGGUAAGACAAGGGUGAGGGAAGGCCAGGAUGACGAGCGACCUCCUACUCAAGACGACCGGCGAUCCUCUUCAUUCGUGGAUCAUCGCAAAGAGCCAAAGCCAGAGGACCAUUUUCCCUCUCAAGAAGAAACUGAGAGAAUCUUUGAGGGACUUAGAUGGCGGGCUGGUCAUCAUCGUGCCGACAGUCAGGUCAUCGAACAUGAAGAUGAUGCCCAAACUCCUCAACCCUUGCGAGUCAUGCCUGGAGCUCUUCCGGCUUCAUGAGGAAGACUCGACCAGGGUUCUGGGACAGCAUAGGAGUUUGUACCUGGUCAGAGCCAAGGAAGUAAGUGGGUCGCCAUUCUCUUGAGUGCAUUGUGCUCCUCAGUGCAAGCCACAAUAAGGGCAGAGUAUCACUCCCUCUGUGUACUCUCUCAAGUGGGCUCUAUUGUGCUCGGUGGGAACAUCUCGUCCCAUAGCCAUUGGAGCGGCUCACUGCAAACCGGCUUCCACCACAAGAACCUCGAGCAAAUCAGUUCCAGUAUUGACGAGUCUUGAAUCUGUAAGAGUAAGAUCUGCUGUAGCAGCUGCUCAAUAUACCAGCAUCGUUGGGGUGUGAAGUUUGAUGCAAUUGCUCCCAACGUCAGAGACCAAAGUAAGACUUGACCGUGCAAGUCCCAACAGCCGAGAAGGUCGCAGGCCUCGAGAGUCUGUUGCAGCGCCAGAGCAAGCCUGGGCUUCACUCUUUGCGGAGGAGGUAGAGGGAAGAUGACCAUGUCGCUGAAAACCAGUGCCCCUAACCGGACGGCUUGAUGGACACACAGUUCGGCGUUCGACAAAUCCAACGGACACGGUAUUUGAGAUAGGAGUCGGUGCUGGGCGCAGUUCCGGGCUUCUGAAAGCUCCACGAGUUCUGGGGCAGUGGAACCACCACGUACAUGGUGGUCUAGGGCUACGGUGAUCUCGGAGUAUGCGUCCAACGCCUCGAGCAACUGCUGACCGGCAGGACUUUGACGGAGGUAGCGAAACCCUGCGCCAAGUUUGGAAUCCAAGUCAAUGGCCACAUGGUCGAGCAAAUGCUUUCCUGUAGAGACGAGUGACUUGAUGGGAUGGCGCCACGGGAAGUUUGGUCUGCAUACGUAUUUUGAAGCAAAGUACAGAUCGCACCUGUCGUUGUCAUUCAGAAUCACCAUUCACCGUAUGGUGGGAGGGAAUAGAUAGCAACCAGACUUACAAUUGCAUUGUAUCGGCCAUUCCGUACA